This is a messenger RNA of Alnus glutinosa, 1141 nucleotides long. RefSeq lists its product as uncharacterized. NCBI's taxonomy places the organism in Eukaryota, Viridiplantae, Streptophyta, Magnoliopsida, Fagales, Betulaceae. The transcript has 4 exons. Bases 112 to 1029 code for a protein of 305 amino acids. The record is from RefSeq and is a predicted model, not a curated record.
CGAUCUUCUUUGUAUGGAAAGAGACAACCUUUGUUCCUAAAAUUGCAUUUAUAGAACAGAGGAAGCUAGGCUCUCAGUCUCAAACCUUCCAUCUCCACCAAUUUCACGACAAUGGAACUUCCACACUUUCUCAGCCUAGUCUCCUUAUACGGCAGCUACCUCCGCCGCGCUUUCACCGCCUCCGGCCUCUCAUCACAGACCAUCGACGUGGACAGCGAAACCACCAUCCAUUUCUGGGGUCCCAUUCCCAAACCCACCCAAACCACCCAAAAACCCUCGCUUGUUUUAAUCCACGGCUUCGGCCCCAUGGCGCUCUGGCAGUGGCGUCAGCAGGUCCAGUUCUUCUCCCCUCACUUCAACGUCUACGUCCCUGACCUUGUCUUCUUCGGCGGCUCCACCACCAAGUCGUCGGAGAGAGCCGAGACCUUCCAGGCGGUUUCCGUCGGAAAACUGCUCGAGAUCUUGGGAGUGAAUAGAUUUUACGUGAUGGGAACCAGCUACGGCGGCCUGGUGGCGUAUCACAUGGCGAGGAUGUGGCCGGAGAGAGUUGAAAAGGUGGUGAUCGGAAGCUCUGGGGUUAACAUGAGACUAAGAGACAACGAGGCGUUGCUGAAGAGGGCCAAGUUGGAGAAGAUUGAGGAGCUUAUGUUGCCGGUCACGGCGGCUCAGUUACGGACGUUAAUGGGUUUGUCCGUGUCCAUGCGUUUCAACAUGUUCCCGGAUUUUUUCCUCAACGACUUGGUGCAGAAAUUGUACUCGCAAAACAGGAAGGAAAAGAUUGAACUUUUGAAGGGACUAACCCUUGGGAGAGAUGACACUGCAAACAUUUCUCCUCUUAAGCAGGAGGUCUUGAUAGUAUGGGGAGAUCAUGACCAGAUAUUUCCAUUAGAGAUGGCUACUGAACUCAAGGAGCUUCUUGGGGAGAAGGCAAGAUUAGAAGUGAUAAAGAACACGGCACACGUUCCCCAGAUUGAAUGCCCAGGACAGUUCAACAACAUUGUCAAAAAUUUCUUAUGUGGGCCCCUUUGAUUAAUGUGUUAUCUUCUCUAUUUAACGUACGUAGCUAAGAUUCUUAAUUUUGAUUAUAUAUAUAUAUAUAUAUAUAUAUUAUAUGAAACAAAGAUGGGUACGGCGUGUGCUU